This is a messenger RNA of Truncatella angustata, 2896 nucleotides long. RefSeq names its product heterokaryon incompatibility protein-domain-containing protein. The transcript has a single exon. The coding region runs from base 377 to 2707 and encodes 776 amino acids. The record is from RefSeq and is a predicted model, not a curated record. NCBI's taxonomy places the organism in Eukaryota, Fungi, Ascomycota, Sordariomycetes, Amphisphaeriales, Sporocadaceae.
GGACUGAUAUAUACUAGCCGGCAGUUUAGGGCUGAGUAAUUCUAACAGAGGUUUUCUAUAAGACGAAUGUUAGAAGUCAUCCUGAGGCAUGCUAGUCGGACCCGUCCUCUACCAGAGUUUCAACGCCAAGUAAACGCCCCACUGAACGGUGCCGGGGGAAGCAUUUUCAAGCGCCCGCAACCUUUCAGUUCUCAUGAUUGUGGCGCGGCUAGACUGGCCUUUCUAGUAUUCGGGUACUGCACCCACAAACCACAUCAGAGGAUCAGGCUGACGGUCUGCCCGCAAAGAGAUAUGUUCAGCCUAGACUUCCACUCUCGCCCCCAGCUCUUUCAGACCCUAUUUCAACUCGAGCAGGCUUGGUUCAAGUUAAACACCGAUGGGGCACGUAGGUAUGGCACAUAUCUACAAUGAUCAAGAAGAGGAGUUGGGAACUGGACGGAGUGGGCGUCGGGCGCGGCUUAGGGAAUGGGAUCCCUUGUACCCAUCCGAUACGCCAAAGCAAAAAUACCCGGAAGAUAGAGGAGAACGUCCAGUUGAGUACAAUUUCGGCAAUGGCGUCAAGUUCAGCGUUGGACCUUCAACGAGGAUUUCUGAUUUCAAUAUCCCGGUGUGUAAACUUUGUCGUCAUUUAAACCCUGACUUCAUCGAGGCCGACAAAUAUACCCUCCUUUGCGACCCCUGGGCCUCUCGGCUGUAUCAACAGGGUGAGAAGCUGCGCUCGUGCACGAUGAGGAUCUCUAAAGGGCAGGACUUUGCGCGGUCUGCGGCUAGACCAGGGGGCUGUGAUUAUUGCGGACUUCUCUGUCGUAUGCUUUCCAUUGAGCAUCCAGGCUGGGAAACAGACCAGUGCCUUAUCGAAAUCAAUCUGGCCUGGGACCUGCCAAUCUUUGUGAGGUUAGACUAUGGCCACACAGAUCGCAUCCCGAACCCCGGCUUGGACGAAUUUACCCCUGAUAUCGAAAACCACGUGGACGGUGUCUCCCGAAAGAAUGGUCUGACCGUUUCAACCCUGCGUCAUACCCAAGCCGAGAUCAUAGAGAUCUUCCGCCCCAUGUCACCUCUGCAUGAAGAGACAUGUCUCCUCGGCCUGCAUCAACUCGGUUACCAACCCCCUCGGUCUAAGCACAGCGAUGACGGCUCCAUAGCGAACUUCAUGCGCACAUGGGUCAAGAUCUGUCGAGAUGGUGACCAGGGGCAUGAAAAUUGUUUGAAGCGUUCCAAAACAUUCAUGCCUGACAAAGUCUUGUUUAUAGGCAACGAUCAGAACCCGACUAUGCACCUCUUCAAUGCCAAGUUCUGGGCAGACCGCGGAAUCGUGGAUGAGUACAUUGCACUCAGCUAUUGCUGGGGGCAGGAAUCCUUUUUGAAGUCCACCAAGGAGAACAUUGCCAGUUUUCAUAAGGAGAUCCGGUGGGAUAUGCUUCCGCCACUGUUUCAGGAUGUUGUGAGGAUAGCGAAAGGGUUGGAUGUUCCAUUUGUUUGGAUUGACUCCCUUUGCAUUGUGCAAGAUGACGAGCUUGAUUGGAAGAUCCAAGCCCCCAAGAUGGGAGACAUCUAUGCGAACGCGUUCUUGACAGUUGCGGCCGCAUCCUCCAGUUCGCCGGCAGACGGGAUUCUCGGCGAAAGACCCACAAGAUGGCACACGCGUACUACGACUAUAACUAACCCGCUAAACGGGGUCUCAACUGACCUGUGUGUGCGUCAGAGAGCCAUAGAUAUGUGGGGAACAGCCAGAGAGGCAAACCCGGACUACCUGGACUCAAGAGCAUGGAUCUGGCAGGAGAGAAUUCUGUCCACGCGGACCAUAGUAUUCACUAAGGCAGCCCUCAGGUUCGAAUGUCGUAGCACUUCCAUCUGGGAAGACCAGCUAUUUCAAGGCCAUUCGUGGUCCGCACGGAUGAACGAGCCAGUCCAUAUCCACUGGAAACGUCUAAUGGAAGACUUUACGGCACGAAAUAUGACGUGUGCAGGGGACCGGCUGCCUGCCAUUAGCUCUGUCAUGGCUAGAGUGAGUGCCGGGCAGGGCCUGACCCCGAUAGCGGGCAUGUGGAAAGAAAAUCUUGUGCAGAACCUACAUUGGAUGCGAAAUGAUCUGAAAGACCGCAAUCACGCCGGGCAGGGGCACCAGGAGGGCACCAUACCAAGCUGGAGUUGGGCAAGCAUUGGCUAUCCAGUCCAAUGGACCCUGGGGACAGCGGACCAACUGCCAUACGAUGACAAGAAAUGGACGCUUCAUUUGAUAGACGUCCUGGAUCCAGCCGCCACUGAUGGAGCCUCGCAGUCAGCUGGUCCCGUUCUGGAUCUCGUAGGGACAGCAAUGCCUGCUCUGCUGAGAAGCUACCCGCCGGUCCCCGAAGAAAACAAACCGGCAAGUUACCGAUUAGUGGUAGACGGCAAGAACGAAGAGUGGCAGGUCUUCCACGCUGACGGUGCGCUUGAGGCGAGGCACUUGUACAUAAGUACACCACCUACGCAUCGCACUGUUUACCGCAGAAGCCCCGGCAUGUCUCCCGAUCCUGGUGGUUGGCAGGCUACUUGUGCCCUCCUACAGCUGGUCGUAUAUGGGAUAACUGCGACGUCGCUGGUGCUUACCGAGUCCGGCACCCGGUCGGGACGGCAGGUGUGGCAGAGGGUUGGACUCUUGCAGCACUACCGCGUGGAGGCAUUUCAUAAUCGAGGCCAUAUGUUACGGCUUUUUUUAGAAUAAGAAAAUGGGAUCUGGGCCGCUGAUACGGGUGCGCCGCCAUGAUUCUCGAUAUAAUGCCUCUAUGUGGCUCAGGAAACUAUCACUCACCCCAUGUCCGAGGGUGUUUGGUAAAUCUGACAAAACGAUAUAGGAAAUCAUUAAUCACGUGAGAACGAUGUUUUCUCUUACUCAAAGUUCGUAAAGAUGUCC